Scutellospora calospora is the source of this 560-nucleotide messenger RNA. NCBI's taxonomy places the organism in Eukaryota, Fungi, Glomeromycota, Glomeromycetes, Diversisporales, Gigasporaceae. The record is from the annotation of a GenBank genome assembly.
AAUAAAAGAAAACGUUCAAUUACACCUGAUACGCAAGUUUUUACCGAAGAUAAUCAAAGAGGUUCCAAUAAUAAAAACGAUGAAACCCGAACAGAAUUAAUAGAUUCUGUAGAAGAGGAUGAGGAGUCAGAAAAGGUUGAUGAACUAGUCAAAAUUGAUGAUAUUGCAAAGAUCGAAGAGCAACUAAAAAAGAAACUUCGUAAUGAGUGGUAUGUAGGAAAUAUUAAUAUAACUAAAAAAUUUCGCCAAUAUCAAUUGCACUCUAUUGAUAAAGCGAAGAAAGGUUUAAAAUGGAAUGAUACCUAUGAAAUAUUAGCAUUGGCGUCCAUAAUUGUUCUUUCAUCUCCAUGCCCAUACCCGUAUGAAUAUUUUACUUUCAAUGAAUGGAAUCUUAUAACGGAAACUAACCCGUAUAAGAUUGAUGGAACUGUAAUACCACCAUCUGUUUCAACAAGUCUACAUGAAGCAGCAAAAAAUGUUAUGCUUGGAAAAAAUGUAUACAUGAACGCAGAAGAAUCAUUUAUAGAACAGUCAGCUGCUAAAACUUUUAAUGAUUUUAA